This is a messenger RNA of Suillus paluster, 1368 nucleotides long. RefSeq lists its product as uncharacterized. Lineage: Eukaryota; Fungi; Basidiomycota; Agaricomycetes; Boletales; Suillaceae. The coding region runs from base 1 to 1368 and encodes 455 amino acids. The record is from RefSeq and is a predicted model, not a curated record. The transcript has 5 exons.
AUGUCACCUACAAGUAUUGAUCUAACGAUUGGGCUGCUGGGCACGCAGGUCCCGAUGGAAAGCCAGAAUCUCAGAUGGAAGAAUGGUCAUACCACUGUUCUUCCAAUGGUUUGCAGUGACACGAACGUCAAUGUUUGCGAAGCCAUUGACAUUCCCAUUAUCAAAUUCAUGGCCGAAUUUCCAAUCUCUCUGUCGACCUCAAAGAACGUUCUGCACCUGAAUGAAGAAGCGCUUGGGCGAGCGGACAUCGUCGACGUCGUCGGGAGUGCGCUGGGCUCCAACAUGCCAGUUGUAAUCAGAGGUGUGCCCCAUGAUAUGGUAGAUGGAGAGCUAUCAGCGGAAUACCUGGACGAACACUUCGCGAUCUCUCCGUAUCGUCCUGUGUGCAUUCACGAUGUGAUGAUGCGAUCGAUAGAUCAUGUCCACCCCACAACAUCUGGCACGAUCAAGUCAUUCUUCGAGUCGAUGGAUGACCCAACAAAAAUACAAUCCAUCCUCGACCUGCCACUCGCGCAAGCAGCGAUACCGAAAUCUCUCAGGAACAUCGAUCAUGGGCUCGUGCACGGCUGGAAUCAAACGACCCAUAGUGUUCCGAUCGUUUCAAAAGUCCACCCUGAAAACUUCACGGUCAAGGCAUGGGGCAUGCUGCAUCACGCCGGAUUUCUGACUUAUCCACAUCACGAUGCGGAGGGCACAUUAACAUGGGUACGGAUGGAGGCUGGGGCCAAGUUCUGGGUGAUAUUCAGACCCAAGGAUCGACGGGAAGAUCGCAGCCAUAUUCAAAAUAUUGCAACACGGCUUGUCAACUUCACAGAGCACAAGGCGUGGUUGAAGCAACACUGCGACGCUGAGUUGAUAACCCUCCUAGCUGGCGACAUGUUAAUACAGCCACCUUGCACGAUGCAUGCGGUAUACACGCCCAUUGCCUCAUUUGCUACAGGUGGCCACUUCUACCAUUAUGCUUGCAUGCACCUCACCGAACUCGCCCGGUACAUCGACGUUGAAGUAGCUGACUCCACAACAAACCAGGUCCUUGAGCAUGCGUUAGAGACACUUCGUCGCAUGGUCAUUGCGAUUCCCUACCUGUCCCCCCAAAUAUCGUUAUUCAAGCGACCGCUACUCAGUCUCUGCAUCAUGGCGACCAGGGCAAGGCAGUAUCGCGCAAAGGGAAGUAGCACAAGGUCUGUGCGUGAUACUGAGACUGCACAGCCGAGCAUCGACAUAUCGGACGUCAUACUUGAGUAUUUCGGAUCAUCUGUAUGGGUACCAGGAAGCCAUAUCCUAUACCAGGGCAAUCAGUUCAUCCCCGGCGAUCUGGUGGACAGGGAGGACCUUCGCCGUGUAUUGACAAAAUCGCUACAGUUGUAG